AUGGAAACCCUAGCGGGUCGUGAUAUUACUCUGUUAGAGUGGUUACAUAGGAAGCGCCUGGCUGGUUCCGUGAUGGUCAUAGAGGAAGCGACCAUCCCUAAUUAUCCUUCUCAAUUGGAGUCCAGUAUGGAUUCUACUGCCAAUCCUUCUAGUGUAUAUAUUAUUGUGCUUGUGGUGCCUCCUCUUACUAAGAAUAUUGUGAAGACAGAGCAUGACAACAGAAAGCCUUCAUAUUAUUCGGCCAAAGUUGUGUUAAAAGGUCCUUCCUCCAAAAGGAAAUCAGGAGUAGAGAAAAUUCUUUCCUUGGAAGGGGUAAUGAGUCAUCCCGACAAGCUGACUGACUUAACUUCUCCCAAACGACAAAGGACCACUCGAAGUGGUGCAGCAAAAAUUCGUGGUCUAUCAUAUUUGAGCAAUCAACCUUCAUCCUAA
This is a messenger RNA of Lactuca virosa, 432 nucleotides long. The record is from the annotation of a GenBank genome assembly. NCBI's taxonomy places the organism in Eukaryota, Viridiplantae, Streptophyta, Magnoliopsida, Asterales, Asteraceae.